Messenger RNA from Pimephales promelas (fathead minnow), 2537 nucleotides. RefSeq names its product SH3-domain GRB2-like 3b (gene sh3gl3b). NCBI's taxonomy places the organism in Eukaryota, Metazoa, Chordata, Actinopteri, Cypriniformes, Leuciscidae. Gene Ontology annotation, biological process: synaptic vesicle uncoating. Gene Ontology annotation, cellular component: cytoplasm; glutamatergic synapse; presynapse. The record is from RefSeq and is a predicted model, not a curated record. Gene Ontology annotation, molecular function: protein binding.
AGGUUUCAUUUGUUAACUACAUUAGUUAACGUGAAUUUAUUCAUUUAUUAAUCUUUGUUAAUGUCACCAUUUGUCAACUGUCAACAUUUUCAUCAGUUAAUGCACUGUGAACUAACAUGAACAAACAAUGAACAGUUGUAUUUUUAUUAACUAACAAAGAUUAACAAAUACAGAAACAAAUGUGUUGCUCGUGGUUUUUCAAACUAAUGUUAGCAAAUGAAACCGUAUUAUAAAGUGUUAUAUUUUCAACCAAAGCUGGUUUUGUACAUUAGCCUACUGUGUGCACUAACUAUCCAAUAACUAAUUUGUAGUCAAUUUUUGCCUGAACAAACCCCAUCUUGAGAAAAAAAAAAUUACUGGAGUAAAAAGUAUGAAAACUCUUCCUUAUAGGCUAGUUAUUUAUGGAAACUUUUAGAAGUCUUUAUGUAGCUAAGCUAAUACUGCCCUACAUCUGCAAAACAGUCCUCUGUAUCACCUUCUAGUGAAAUUCUUGCAGUAGAUAGUAGACCGACCGAUGAGUGACCUCUAGGACCGUCAUAGUUGCAAGAUCUCAGUACUGCCCCACCAAUGAAAUCUGGGCAAUGUCCCAAGGUGCAAAAUCACAGUACAGGCUCCAUUGCGACGGACGGAAGAGGGUGGAGAGCAAUGUGGACUCACGAGGAGAGAUAGUAGCCUACAGACUGAACCAUCCCGACACGUUUGUUCAUGUGAAACAUUUGAGGACGAACGCGGAUAAGAAUGUCAGUGGCAGGAUUGAAGAAACAGUUUCACAAAGCAAGUCAGUUGCUAAAGGAAAAGAUCAAUGGAGUUGAAGGAACAAAACUGGAUGAGGAAUUCCUCAACAUGGAAAGGAAAACUGAUAUUACCCACAAAAUGAUUCUUGACCUUGUUCCAAAAACUAUAGGAUAUCUUCAGCCAAACCCAGCAUACAGAGCAAAGCUCAGCAUGCUCAACACAGUGUCCAGAAUGCGUGGGCAGGUGAAGACUGUUGGCUAUCCACAGACAGAGGGCAUUCUGGGAGAUUGCAUGUUGCACUAUGGCAAUGAGCUUGGAGCUGAGUCUGGUUUUGGUUAUGCUCUGUUUGAAAUGGGAGAGGCUUUGAAACAAGUAGCGCAGGCAAGAAACAGUAUGGAUGAGCGAGUGAAACGAACCUUCAUUGAUCCUCUGCAGUCCCUGCAGCACAGAGAGCUGAAGGAAAUUGAGUAUCAUCUCAGAAAACUUGAAGGCCGCCGUCUAGAUUUGGAUUACAAGAAGAGACGUAAAGGAAAGGUUUCAGACUCUGAAAUGAACAUAGCACUCGAGAAGUUUGAAGAAUCCAAAGAACUGGCUGAGAGAAGCAUGUUUAAUCUCCUAGAGAGAGAUGUACAACGGAUGCAAAACCUCUCAGGUCUUUUAGGAGCAGUAAUAGACUACCACCGUCAGUCCUGCCAGAUUCUAGAAAAUCUCAGGAGCAAUUUGCAGAGCAGGAUAACAGAUGCAAGCAAUCAGCCCAAAAGGGAAUUUGCAUCUAAAUCAGUGAGGAGCACAGUGUGCUACACGGAUAUUUAUGGACUUUCCGCCUGCUCAUCAGGACAAUUAUCAGAUGCCCCGGUUGUGGUUCACCCUCCCAAGAAUGUCAAGAUAAACCCUCAAACAACAGAUAUGCCAACCAGCAACAACGAUAGCGCUCCCCCCUUGGGUCAGCCUUGCUGUCGGGCACUUUACAGUUUCCAGACAGAAAACCAGGGAGAGCUCAGCUUUAAGGAGGGUGACAUCAUCAUUCUGACCAACCAGAUUGACGAGAACUGGUAUGAGGGCAUGAUCAGAGGGGUGUCUGGCUUAUUUCCCAUGAACUACGUCAAAGUCCUUGUACCUCUACCACAAUGACGGUGGGAAAAAACUGCAUCUGGACAACAUGAACUUUUCAAUUCAACUUUUUGAUUAUUUGAUAAAGAAUAAUGUGUCAAGCACUUCUGAGCCCUGUAUAUUUAUCUGUAUGAUCACUAUGCAAAGUUAUCUACCCUGCCUUGUAUUCCUAAUUUGAUGAUAUUUUUUUUAAUGAAUCUCAAGAUGUUAAAUAAACAUGCUGCUAUAUUAAAGUUUUAAAUAUCCUUUAUAUUAUGUGCACUAUGAAUGUUGAUGUAUAUGAUCCUUCUCAAGCGAAUAUUUGUCCUAAAUAAAGAUAGAAAUAAAUCCCAAUGUGCACUGAACUGCAUUACAAUCAGCUAGCUUAAAUAUCCAGUGUUCUCACUAUGAAAUGAAAUUAAUAUAAAUCAAAUAGUAAAAUAAUGUAUGUUUACUUGCUAUUUAAGAGUACUAAACAAUAUUUAAACGCAUAUUUCUUCUCAGACGUGUUUAUUAAACAAACUUUGCAACAGAAACGCUGCAAUGACUUCUAGUUGCCCUCCCCACACUGGCGUUGAUGUAAUUCCGAAUUUUUGUCUGUUUUGAGCUCAGCGGCGCGCCGUAGUGGCGGUUCCUUACUGGAGCCACGGAUGUUCAAACUCUUGUUGAUAUGAAAAAGUUUUACUUUCAAAUAAAAGGAUACAGUUACUCAA